CGCUGUCAGACGGGAAUAAUGCACGUGUUGGAGGAGCUGUUGAGAGAACAUGAGCGCGGAGCUCUGGCGGGCAGAAAGGCCUGAGAAAGGACACCAAAGCUCUUACACCGACAUUUUCUAUUAACCAACAACCGGUCCACGUAAAUCUCCCGGGCUGCUCAGAGGAGCGCGGAGCAGGACGAAGGUUGGACAGAGAGAGAGAGAGAGAGAGAGAGAGAGAGAGAGAGAGAGACACACGAAGGAAGAAAGUUACCGCUCUCUGUUCCCGGGCCUCUGUGUGUGCGUGCGUGUGUGUGUGUGUGUGUAUGUGUGUGUGUGUCCGCACGUUGCCUUUGCAGCUCGUUGAGGUGUUUUCUUAUUAAAGACUGAAGAACCGGUGAGGGUAACUCGGACGUGAUGGCGGACUACCUGAUCAGCGGGCAGACCGGUUACGUCCCAGAUGACGGGCUGACGGGACAGCAGCUGUUCAACGGAGGAGACGGACUCACGUACAACGACUUCCUGAUUCUGCCAGGAUACAUCGACUUCACAUCAGACCAAGUGGACCUGACCUCAGCGCUCACCAAACAGAUCACCAUGAAAACUCCCUUUGUCUCCUCUCCCAUGGACACUGUCACAGAGGCCAACUUGGCCAUCGCUAUGGCACUAACAGGUGGCAUCGGCUUCAUCCACCACAACUGCACUCCAGAGUUCCAGGCUAAUGAAGUUCGCAAAGUCAAGCGUUAUGAGCAGGGCUUCAUCACAGACCCUGUGGUGAUGAGCCCCAAAGAGCGCGUACGGGACGUCUUCCAGGCCAAGGCUCGCCACGGCUUCUGUGGAAUUCCCAUCACGGACAACGGCAAAAUGGGCAGCAAGCUGGUAGGGAUCAUCUCUUCCAGAGACAUCGACUUCCUGAAGGAGGAGGAUCACGACCUACCACUGAGCGAGGUGAUGACAAAGCGAGAGGAUCUGGUCGUCGCCCCUGCUGGAGUGACGCUGAAAGAAGCCAAUGAAAUCCUCCAGAGGAGUAAGAAAGGUAAACUGCCUAUAGUGAAUGAAGAGGGCUCCCUGGUGUCCAUCAUUGCCCGCACAGACCUGAAGAAGAACAGGGACUUCCCUCUGGCCUCCAAAGACUCCCGCAAACAGCUUCUGUGUGGUGCCGCCAUCGGCACCCAUAAUGACGACAAGUACCGACUGGACCUGCUAGCACAGAGCGGGGUGGAUGUGGUUGUACUGGACUCGUCUCAGGGCAACUCAAUCUUCCAGAUCAACAUGAUCAAAUAUAUCAAAGAAAAGUAUCCCAACCUCCAGGUCAUCGGAGGCAACGUGGUGACUGCAGCUCAGGCUAAGAACCUGAUCGAUGCAGGAGUGGACGCACUGAGAGUGGGGAUGGGCAGUGGCUCCAUCUGCAUCACACAGGAAGCUCCCCCCAGUGUACCACCAGCAAUAAAGCUCCACAGCCCCAAAACCCCAACCACUGUUACGGGAUACUCCAUGCUGGCGUGUGGCAGACCCCAGGCCACAGCUGUCUAUAAGGUAUCGGAGUAUGCCAGGCGUUUCGGUGUGCCGGUCAUCGCUGAUGGCGGCAUCCAGACUGUCGGGCACAUUGCCAAAGCCCUGGCACUGGGAGCAUCGACAGUGAUGAUGGGCUCUCUGCUGGCGGCCACCAGUGAAGCUCCUGGUGAAUAUUUCUUCUCUGAUGGCAUCAGGUUGAAGAAAUACCGUGGCAUGGGCUCCCUGGAUGCCAUGGACAAAAACCUGGGCUCCCAGACCAGAUACUUCAGUGAGUGUGAUAAGAUUAAAGUUGCUCAGGGUGUUUCUGGAGCGGUGCAGGACAAAGGCUCCAUCCACAAGUUUGUUCCCUACCUGCUGGCUGGCAUUCAGCACUCCUGUCAGGACAUUGGAUCGAAGAGUCUCUCACAGCUCAGAGCCAUGAUGUACACUGGAGAUCUGAAAUUUGAAAAGAGAACAACAUCAGCUCAAAUGGAGGGAGGAGUUCACAGCCUGCACAGUUAUGAGAAACGUCUAUUUUGAGAAGAAGCCAGCCGUUCAGCCUACAGAUGGAGAAUCCUUCCAACAGACAUUAUGCAAACACGCUACUUGCCAGACCCUCUUCUAUUCAUACUCUGCACACGCACAACUAACUUCUCAUACAAGUGAAAAGAUAAGCUCAAACACUAUGCUCUUCCAAGGAUCCAUCAGUCUUCCUGCCAGGCUCAUCUAUGCAUUAUCUGUCUUUAGUAUAGCUGUUGGUGUGUGAAGGAGGGAAACUAAGCAUUUAUCAAUCAGUGCACGUGUGAUUGAGUCCUCUCCAAUGCCGUUCAUGUUGUGAUGAAAUAAAAUGUCUGGUGUGUCCAAUUUAAGGCAAAAAAGGUUGUCCAAUAAUAAAGCUUAUGUUUUUCCACAA
This is a messenger RNA of Dicentrarchus labrax (European seabass), 2386 nucleotides long. It is a transcript of the gene impdh2, whose product is annotated as IMP (inosine 5'-monophosphate) dehydrogenase 2. Gene Ontology annotation, biological process: GTP biosynthetic process. The transcript has 15 exons. Gene Ontology annotation, molecular function: IMP dehydrogenase activity. Gene Ontology annotation, cellular component: cytoplasm. The coding region runs from base 397 to 2013 and encodes 538 amino acids. Lineage: Eukaryota; Metazoa; Chordata; Actinopteri; Moronidae. The record is from RefSeq and is a predicted model, not a curated record.